AUGGCUACCUUCGACCCUGAUAGAUGGCUUGCUCAGCUCAUGGAAUGCCAACACCUACCCGAAGCCGAUAUGAAGGUCCUCUGCGACCGCGUGCGCUCCAUCCUCCUCGAGGAGUCCAACAUCCAGCCUGUGUCAAGUCCGGUCACCAUCUGCGGCGACAUACAUGGCCAGUUCUGGGACCUACUCGAGCUCCUGAGGAAAGGGGGCAUGGUCCCGGAGACGAGCUACAUUUUCAUGGCACACUUUGGACAGGGUGACUUUGUCGACCGCGGACACUACAGCCUGGAGACGGUCUCGCUAUUACUGGUGCUGAAGGCAAAAUACCCGGACAAGGUCACGCUGCUGCGGGGAAACCAUGAGAGUAGACAGAUCACGCAGGUGUACGGUUUCUACGAUGAAUGCCAACAGAAGUACGGCUCGGCGCUGGUGUGGAAGGCGUGUUGUAGCGUGUUCGACUAUCUCAACUUGGCUGCGAUCAUCGAUGGGGAGACACUAUGUGUACACGGAGGUCUAUCCCCGGACAUCCGUACAUUAGACCAAAUCCGAGUGCUUUCAAGAGCGCAAGAGAUCCCGCACGAGGGAGCAUUCUGCGACCUCAUGUGGUCAGAUCCAGACGAAGUGGACAAUUGGGCGGUCAGUCCACGCGGAGCAGGCUGGCUCUUCGGCGGGAGCGUAACGCGGGAGUUUAAUCACGUCAACUCACUACGGCUCAUCGCACGCGCACAUCAACUGGUACAAGAAGGGUACAAAUACAUGUUCGACGAGCAGCUCGUUACCGUUUGGUCUGCGCCAAAUUACUGCUACCGAUGCGGGAAUAUGGCUUCGAUCCUCACGAUUCGACCAGACGGGGAGCGAUCAUUCACCGUGUAUGACGCUGCGCCUGAAAAUGAGCGAGACAAGGGUAUGCUGCGGACAAGGAAGAUGGGAAACAUGCCGUACUUUGUAUAG
This is a messenger RNA of Trametes versicolor FP-101664 SS1, 948 nucleotides long. RefSeq names its product Metallo-dependent phosphatase. Gene Ontology annotation, cellular component: cytoplasm. The coding region runs from base 1 to 948 and encodes 315 amino acids. Gene Ontology annotation, molecular function: protein serine/threonine phosphatase activity. The transcript is spliced from 8 exons. Gene Ontology annotation, biological process: peptidyl-serine dephosphorylation; G1/S transition of mitotic cell cycle. The record is from RefSeq and is a predicted model, not a curated record. Lineage: Eukaryota; Fungi; Basidiomycota; Agaricomycetes; Polyporales; Polyporaceae.